Molecule: messenger RNA, 1026 nt
Organism: Babesia ovata
Lineage: Eukaryota; Apicomplexa; Aconoidasida; Piroplasmida; Babesiidae
Product: uracil-DNA glycosylase
Exons: 1
Coding region: 1-1026 (341 amino acids)
Biological process (GO): base-excision repair, AP site formation via deaminated base removal; base-excision repair
Cellular component (GO): nucleus; mitochondrion
Molecular function (GO): uracil DNA N-glycosylase activity
Source: RefSeq, a predicted model, not a curated record
AUGCUAGGAAGGCAGCUGCACAUUCUCGUGUCUACUUUCGUUUUCUUCGUCUGCCUCUACACCUUAGUGAGCCCUGGUGUUUCCUCCGUCCUCUUCCGUAUCAAUCGUUUAUGCUACAUUGGAAUGGCGAAGCGUCUUCUAACGGAUUUCUUCGCUCCCUUGAAGGGAGGCGCUAAACGUUCGCGCAGCUCUCUCGAUGCAGCCACGGAUACCCUGACCCCCGCCGAAACCUCUGCUACAACGACGACUCCACCGAAUCACAAUGCAGUGGAAACAACGACGGUAACUAUAAAGGAUGCUACACCUGCCACUACGUCUGCACCGGUACUAGAAGAUUCGGAUAAUGCCAACCGUGGUGUCGUUGCCACCGUGCAGGCGAUGCUCGGUGAUGAAUGGGGAUCAAAGCUGUCGGACGAGCUUAACAAGCCGUACUUCGAGAAGCUGUGGACUAAAGUUACAAACGAACGUAAAACUAAGAAGAUUUACCCCCCCGAGAACCUGGUUUUCAAUGCGUUCAAGCUAGUCCCGCUUUCUAAAAUAAAAGUCGUCAUCGUCGGUCAAGACCCCUAUCACCAGCCACGCCAGGCCAUGGGAAUGGCAUUUUCCGUCCCACGCGGAGUGCCGCCUCCACCAAGUUUGCGCAACAUCUUCAAGGAGAUUGGCUCGCCUUCCAACCACGGCGACCUCACCUACUGGGCCAGGCAGGGGGUGUUCAUGCUGAACACGGUGUUGACAGUAAUCGACAGCCAACCUCUCUCUCACAGUACCUACGGCUGGGAAGUGUUCACUGACAGCGUCAUAGACCUAAUAAACAAGCAUCGGGAGAAGGUGGUGUUCUUGCUUUGGGGCAAGUCCGCGCAGAAGAAGUGCGGCAGCAUAUCAAAUACCCGUCACUACGUGCUAAAGUGCGGCCACCCGUCUCCACUGUCGCAGAAGUUUUUCCUCGGCUGUGACCACUUCAACAAGUGCAAUGCUUACCUGAAGAAAACUGACCAGACACCCAUAGACUGGAAGCUACCUCAGUGA